Molecule: messenger RNA, 977 nt
Organism: Danio aesculapii
Lineage: Eukaryota; Metazoa; Chordata; Actinopteri; Cypriniformes; Danionidae
Gene: tfpt
Product: TCF3 (E2A) fusion partner
Exons: 6
Coding region: 210-770 (186 amino acids)
Biological process (GO): positive regulation of apoptotic process; apoptotic process; apoptotic signaling pathway
Cellular component (GO): Ino80 complex
Molecular function (GO): DNA binding
Source: RefSeq, a predicted model, not a curated record
AGGAGGAGGCUGAAAAGAGCGAGCUGUUUGAGUUUAUGGAGUACUUGAAAUGAAAAUGUAAAGUUUUUAUUUCUUUGUGUACAAUAGACGUGUAAAAGCUUUAUCUGGAAUCAUUUGUUUAAUUGUGUAUAAACGAAACUGCCGUGUUGUAGCAACGAUAUUUUCGCUAAACCGCCAUCAUGAGUGAUUGUGUACAUCUCUGAAUAAAGAUGAUGGAGGAUUUCUCGGGUCUGGCUCUGCCGCCUCUGUUUGGGGGUCACAUUCUGGAAGCGGAGCUGGAGACGGGUGGAGUGGAGCUGGGCCCUGGCGGCACCGAGCUCCUGGAGACCGACGGGGCCCCGAGCUGCUCCGGGGACGAGGAGAGGAGAGAGCUGGACAAGAACAAAUACCAGAUGCUCAGCAGACGCUGCAAGGAGAUCCAACAGGUAAAUGAGAAGAUUUUGGGACGCCUUCAUCAGGUGCAGAGACUGACCCGCCGCAUGAGGAAAGAAAGAAGGUUUCUGAUGAAGACACUGGACUCAUAUGGAGAUGAUUACAGGGCAGCUCAGCUCACCAUCACGUUAGAGGAUGAAGGCAAGGCUGUAGAUUCAGCUCUCGGUGGAGAUGAAGACGUCUCUUCUCCAACAUUUCCUCCUCAGUCCACUGGAGGAGCAAAAAGGAAGAGACACCGGCUCCAGAAGGACAGAGACACGCAGAUGGAGUCGGAGCAGCCGGUGAUGACGGAAGCUCAGUUCAGUGGAUUCCCCAGUCCAAACUCACUCUCUCACUGAUCCCAGAACAGCAGAAACAACACCUCCAACAUGAAGUCAGUCACUGCGGGACUUUUUGUUUUGUACAACACAGGAUUAAAAAAGAAAAGUCCUUACAUUUCUGAAUCUGUUCACAUCCUGUAUCAGGACUUCCUCCUCAAUUAUGCUGUUCAUACCUUGCAAUUUUUGUGUGUGUCAGAAUUAGGAAAUAAAAGGAUGAGGCUAGAU